UGGAAGCAUAGAUAAGAUGGCCACUAUGAUGCAGAAGGCUGCUGUGUGCCCUGUCCGCGCGUCUCGACGCGGCUGCCUUGUGGUUUGCCAGGCGACGGAGCGUCAUGUGGCGUCUCGUCGCGCCAUGCUGGGCAUUUCUUUGCUUCCGGCACUGUUGUAUGCGCCUAAGGCGCUUGCACUUAUUCCUGAUGAGGAAGACGAGGAUCUCGUGGAGAAGGCCAAGGCGAACCGCCGCGCCCGCCUGGCUCAGCAGCGCGGUGUGACGCGCGACUUCAUGACGUCGGAAAACCUGAAGGACGUCCGCCUUGAGCAGGAGCUAGUGCCGGUGCAGAAGGCAGUGUACAAGCUGGCCAAAUCCGGCAGCCAGCUGGAGUCAGGUGAUCUCAAGGGCGCUGCCAACACUCUCUCUGAGGACUGGGUCGCGGAAUUCACCUCGGUGGCCAGUACCGUUUCGGGAACUGAUGCCGCUGGCAAGCUGAGCAGCGCCAUUCAGGGUGUCCAGACCGCAGCUGCCUCAGGCGACGCGGCGGCAUCCAAGCGUCAGUUCGUUAGCCUUGUAUCGGAUCUGCAGAGCUGGGCAUCCACUACCGGUCUGGCCAGCAGCCUGAAGGGCCUAUAAAGAUGCCCCUCUCGCUUUCUCUCCUCAUCGCGGUGUUGAGGGUUCCUUUGGUUCCUUGAUUAAUGGCAGCAAAUCUUGUCGCUGCUGUUGGCGGCUCCCCGCUUGGCGGGCGCGGGGGUUUGUCUUCAUGCGUUUUCAGCGCCGUCGCGUGCACGAGUUGACCUGGAAGGUGGCUGUUUGCUCAGAUAGCGGCUGUGCGGUACGAAGAAUCAGCUUGCAAAGUUCUCAAUACUGGGGACGGAAAGCAAAUUGCCCGUGAUGGCGGGUCGCCAGGCGCUCGGAACCUGCACACAGUAUCAGGAUCAGAAGCCUGACCGCCAUCCCGUCCCAGAACAGCAGUGGUUCAUGCCUGGCAGGAUCUGGUGCUCCUGACAUCUCUGUCAGCUGACAUCUCUGACAUCUCUGUCAGGUGUCGCUGAUUUGCAAGCUGGUUCGAGACAGGACACCUUUGGUUGUGACGCUGACAACCUGGCUGUGAAGUUCGAUAACAGCAGUGGCUGACCGUUGGCGGCCUUCUGGAGAUCCUGUCGAGCCGCAUCAGCGAUGGAGCUGUUUACGCUGCUGCCUUUCCGUAUUGUAUUGCGAUUGAGCGUGUGCUUGCUCCGAGAUGGCGGCGACAGAUACAGUGCAGUAUCUGAGCCGUCGCGGCCUCGAUGGGUAGAGCAUGUGCAGCAUUUUUUCUCAAUAGUGUUCCUGUGUACGUGUGCCUUCACUCAGCUUGGGGUCAAGUACGGAAGGGAAGGAUGCGCGGAUGGUUGCGGACGGUGCGAGUGGCAUUUGUUCUGAGGGGAAGCUGAUGGGAUUGGAUUGGAUGGGACAUUGAUCCCUUUUGGCGACAAUUUUUUGCCGAUUUUGACGAGCAUUCCGGCACUGACCCCAGCGCAUUCGACCCCGAAAGAUCAGGUGAAGCGUGCGUGAGGUGUGCGAUCGUGUAGCCUUGCGUGUAUGCGACAGUCCACUUCUUUGCAACAUCCGAAAUCGUGUGC
Molecule: messenger RNA, 1605 nt
Organism: Volvox carteri f. nagariensis
Lineage: Eukaryota; Viridiplantae; Chlorophyta; Chlorophyceae; Chlamydomonadales; Volvocaceae
Exons: 2
Coding region: 17-619 (200 amino acids)
Biological process (GO): photosystem II repair
Source: RefSeq, a predicted model, not a curated record